AUGUCGGCUGGCACACUCCAUCCCGACUCCAGACCGGAGUCCUCUCCUCAAACGCCUGUUUUCAAUACUACGGAAAUCCUGCUCUACUCUCACAUAGACGAAGAUGACAUUUGGGAAUAUUUACAGCCUAAACAUUACGAAUGGGUUCUGAUCGCGGGAUACAUAAUCGUUUUCUUCGUCUCUCUGAUUGGAAACGCGCUGGUUUGCUUUGCAGUGUGGAAAAAUCACCACAUGCGCACAGUAACCAACUGUUUCAUUGUGAACCUCUCCUUUGCUGACAUCCUCGUCACCGUCAUCUGUCUACCGGCAAGUCUUGUUGUGGAUAUCACCGAAACCUGGUUCUUUGGGAGCACCCUUUGUAAAGUGGUUCCAUACUUGCAGACCAUCUCCGUGUCCGUCUCUGUGCUGACCCUCAGCUGCAUCGCUCAGGACCGCUGGUACGCCAUCUGCCACCCGCUCAUGUUCAAGAGCACGGCUAAGCGGGCGCGCAAGUCCAUCCUCCUCAUUUGGGUGGUGUCCUGCAUCAUCAUGAUCCCCCAGGCCAUUGUCAUGGAGUGCAGUCAGUUCCCAGAGCUCACCAACAAAACCAGCCUCUUCACUGUGUGUGACGAGCACUGGAGCGAUGAGAUCUACCCCAAGGUCUACCACACCUGUUUCUUCAUCGUCACAUACUUUGCUCCACUCUGCCUCAUGGUCCUGGCAUACAUCCAAAUCUGCCACAAGCUUUGGUGUCAGCAGAUUCCAGGAACAUCAUCAGGAGUGCAGAGGAAGUGGCACUCACUGCAGUGUGCCACCCUGGCGUCGGGCUCCGGUCCGUCUGUCAAGGUGAAAACCAGCGCCGUGACGGCGGAGGUCAAGCAGGUCAAAGCUCGGCGGAAGACGGCUCGCAUGCUGAUCGUGGUCCUCUUUGUGUUCGCACUGUGCUACCUGCCGAUCAGUGUCCUCAACGUCAUGAAAAGGGUGUUUGGGACAUUUGCGUACACAAACAACAGAGAGACAGUGUAUGCCUGGUUUACCAUCUCCCACUGGCUGAUAUAUGCGAACAGUGCAGCAAAUCCCAUCAUUUAUAAUUUCCUCAGUGGUAAGUUUCGCGAGGAGUUCAAAGCCGCAUUCUCCUGCCACUGCUACGGUCGCCAGGAGACCGGGGAGAAACAGCGUGUGAGAACGAGAACCAGCACAGAGAGCCGGAAGUCCCUCUCCACUCAGAUGAGCAACCUUGACAGCGUCUCCCGCAUAUAUGACCAUGUGCUGUAG
This is a messenger RNA of Sardina pilchardus (European sardine), 1254 nucleotides long. RefSeq names its product hypocretin (orexin) receptor 2 (gene hcrtr2). The transcript is spliced from 7 exons. NCBI's taxonomy places the organism in Eukaryota, Metazoa, Chordata, Actinopteri, Clupeiformes, Clupeidae. Gene Ontology annotation, biological process: circadian sleep/wake cycle process; feeding behavior; G protein-coupled receptor signaling pathway. Bases 1 to 1254 code for a protein of 417 amino acids. Gene Ontology annotation, molecular function: orexin receptor activity. The record is from RefSeq and is a predicted model, not a curated record. Gene Ontology annotation, cellular component: membrane.